CCCGGCUCCGACCAGCUCGGCUCUUUUGUUCUGCAGCGGCCGGGCGGCGAGAGGUUUCCCACCGGACGCUCAUCUCCCCACCCACCGCCGGCCCAUUGAAACCUUCAGUUGCCGCAGAUCACAAUGCAAAACAGCGAUGUCCCUGUAGCUGAACGCGCUCUUGUUCCUGGUGCCCAAUGGAGCCAUCUCACAGGUGGCAUGUCGACAGGGGUGAUGGGCAUCCAGCGGAGCUGCAGGCAAAGGCUCGGGUGCUGGUGCCAGGCGGGAGUAAUUGGCCAAGAGCGGAAAACCAUGGCAGCGUCGGGCUUGAAAACCAGGUGAUAGAAACCUGCCCCCCAGUUCCUUGGGCUCACUAUAUGCAGACCCCACUCAGCAAUGACGGCCCCCAGAACCACAUGGCCUUAGAGGACAGGCCUUCUCAUCCUGAGAUCUACAGCAUUGCCCUGUGGGGGCCCAAACUGCAUUCGGCGCUGACCAAGCACAGAGGGGGGCGGUCCAAUGCACAGGCCUCCCCUCCGGUCUCCAAGCAUCUGGAUCCACCAGGAGAGGGAGACGCCGCAGACGAAGGGUCCAUGGUCUUGAUUGAUGCUGAAGGGGUGCCUCACACUGUGUCACGCCAAGAGGUGGAGCAGGCUGGACAGAUGCAAUCCUCUGAGCCCGAGCUGUUGGCCUCCGCCCCUCCACCCCGGCAGCUGUACUUCUGCCCCAUUUGCCUACGGACGUUCCUGUACCAGUCGGACCUGGAGCGCCACAGCAUCACCCACUCAGAGAGCAAGCCGUACGUGUGCCGCGAGUGCGGCAAGGCUUUCAAGCGCUCCUCGCACCUUCAGAGGCAUAAGCACAUACACACUGGCGAACGGCCCUUCAGUUGCCCAGUCUGCCGCAAGGGCUUCCGGGAAUCCGGGGAGCUCCUGCGCCACCAGCGAGUCCACACCGGGGAGAAGCCGUACCAGUGCCAGAUCUGCCGGUUGCGCUUCACGGAGCGUAACACCCUCCGCCGACAUGCCAAGCGCAAGCAUGCCCGUGAGACCUACUACCAGCGCUCCGUCGAGGAGGGAGGCGGCAGCUGGACGACGGCAGGAGACUGGGAAUCGGAAGUGGUGGCAGGAAGCAGUGACUGGGGGCCGGAGGAACUUGGGAGUGGCUGGACCAAUGAAUCGGUGGAGGACUGGGUCGGGGAUGGGAGCCACUGGGGAGAAGCUGCAGAAGGUGGGGCAGGAAGCACUCCGGUAGCUAUGUCACAGAUACCAGAGACAGAACACAGCAAGGACAAAGACAAGCCUGGGAUCCAGCCCCCAUAAAUAUGCAAAGACUUGGGGGCACCAGGGACUGGGACAUGAACUCUGUCCUGCAACUGUCUAAAAGGAUUUAAACCUCUGUAACUGCAUUGAGACUUUUCCCGCCCCCUCAAGCGAGGGCAUGAGACUGAGGAUAGGACCGUUUCCUAUAAUAUGAUGGCCUUUGAAGUAUCAAUGGGUGGGCAUCACCAAAGACUGGAGAAUGCUACUGGUGGACAGGGAAACAUGACUGUCCCCUCCUAUCAUGACAUCUGGAGCUGUUGAGGGAUUGGAGAAACAGUGUUAUGUGUUAAACUCUGUAGCAGAGUAGAGCAAAUGAAACUGGGGGAUUUGCUGUUUCUUGUUGUUUCCCAGAGGAAUGGCCACUAGGUGAUGUGUGCUCCUCUCCCGGUUGUACCAAACAAAAUGCCAAUACACGUUGGUCCUCUGUAAGAUUAUUUGCCCCCAUUCUGAGUUGCUUUCUUGGCUCCUCCAUGCAGUGGGGCAUUUUCAAGUUUGCAAACUCUUCAAUGAAUUAACAUAUGCAAAAGAGCAGUUGUCUCCUUUCCCACCCUUCCCCUUUCUUCCCCUGCCCCAAUCUUUCUGAAAAGUGUGAUCUAAGGUUUGGAGAUCUCUCCCUCAGCCCAUAAUGUGCGUGCUUGAGUCUAGAGUUUGAGGGAAUGGGAAAAUCUGGGUACAUGUGGAGUUCUAUGUCUUUGUGUAUAUGUGUGUGCACUUCUCAAUAGGUGUGAGGCAAAAUCCUAAUGUGUAGGCAGAGAUCCAAUUUGAAUACGUGUCUGGAAGUGAAGGACUGAAAGGAAGGACAAGGGGAAGGACAACAGGCACCAAUCCCUCCCUUCUACACUGUGCAGCUUUCUCUCCUGUUUCUCCCUCUCAACAUCCAGAGAUGAUGUGCGCUUAAUACCUCAGUCCUAAGCACAUAUACUUACAAGUAAAUUGCAUUCAAAUCAGCCAGAAUUACUUUUAAAUAAAUGUGUUUAGGGCUGAGGUGUUAGGCCACCAUCUGGUCCAGAGUGCCACAUGAAGCAAGAUCUUGACAAAGAAUGAGCAGGGCAUAUGUGCCGGUGCUUACCACUGUACCACAAAAGUUAACUCGUGCUUUCUCUGGAUAAAGUCUUGAAACAUCAAUGUUUUGUGAAAAGUGCUGAAAAUUCUGUGAGGAAUCUCAAACCCCUUCACAGAACUACAUUUCCCACUACUUGUAGUUGAGCCAUGUGAAUUAAUCUGGUUUUUUGUCUCUAGCAAAAGGCUUCCCAAUAACCAAAGGGUUCUCAAAGCCAAACAAGCAAUGGUGUGGUCAUCAGAGCAAUAGAGUCAGCUUCUCAUCUACAAUUUCCCCCCUAGCAAAUUAAAAGAAGCGGGAGGCAGCAAGAUUACAUAAACUCACAAUGUUCUCUUUAGGAAAGAACAUGGCAUCUUUCAGCAGAGGCCCCACCAACCUUAGUUUACUUCCAACCAGCUGCCAGCUGCCUGCCUUCUUACAUACAAGCAGCCUGGGGUGGCUGUGCCUAUAGGAGCUUCCUCCUCCUUAGUCUCUGUGUUGCCCCUUGUAGAACUCACCAGGGGAAAGGAAUAGGGACUAAAUUAGAAUUAUUUGGCUCUGUCUCUCAUUGGCUCUGGCUCCAUCUACUUUUGGGCUCUCUGCUUUCUGCUGCACCAGUUCCAGGGUGCAACAGUCGCCACUGGCUGUUUUAAAAGGUCUCAAACGGAGCUAGCCCUACCAUUAGGCAGAGUGCAGCAGCAGAUUAUGGGGGGAUGGAGUGGCAGUGAAGUGUUGGAGGUCACAUCUGUGUGUGGCAUACAACCUGCUCUGCACCUUCUAAACUAGCCUGCUGACCUCUAGCAUUGUGGAGGCUGCUGUCCCGUUAGUUGCCAGUCCUCUUAGUUUCUGCACAUGGAAUGAGAGGAGGCGCCAUCUUGUCCUUCACCUCUGGCAGCAAAUUGCCUUGGGUUGGACAGUGUCCCAAUCAGGAUAUAUUUGGAGGGAAGCAAAGGGGGAAUUUGAGCUUUGGCAAUGUCUGUCUUACAUUUUGAAGGUAACUUCCCUAACCAAACACAAGGCAUCCCUUACAGGGCAGAACACAUAGGAGGAAGAGUGUGAGAGAGCAUGCUGCAGAUAGAGAGAAAUCAGCACGGUGAUUCUCCAUUAUUUCUGUUAAAAGGUGUAGGCUUUUGAUACAAGAAAUGGUUAGAAUCCAAAAAGCGGCAAUGUGCAGAAUUGAGACCACAAUGUGCAGAAUUGAGACCACACUGUAAUAUUACUGUGACCCAGAGUUUUAUAAUUAUUUUGCAUAUAUUUGACAUGGGAUACAUCAUGCCAAUGAGGGUUGGAUAUCUUCUCCUGUCUUUAUGCUGUUGCACUUGAUCUGAACUGAGAUUUGCCCAGGUGCGUGAUUGCACAAGCAUUCAAUGACCUGCUUACAAGGUCACAUCCUCGUACUCUGUGUUACGUCAAUAUGAAAAUAGCUAACAUUCCCUUUUUUCCUUUCUCACAAUCAUAACUGCAGAUUGGGUCUCCCAUUUCAUUUAUGGCCUUGCCUUGAACAUGCUGCUUUCUUGCAAUCCCUUUCCUAAGCAAAGUUCUUAUUACACAAGUAACAAGCAGUGUGGGAGCAGCAGUGUGGAGAAAUUGUUGGCUGCUAAGUCACAACCUAUGAAUGCACAGUGGCUCCCCAUAUGGAUCUGCCACUAUCAAGUGGUUUUCUUCAUGGCACUGCAAAAUAUUCCCACCAGUGGUUUACAGCAGCUCAGAGAGAAAACAAGAGUGGAGGUCCAGUCUGCAAGGUGAGCCACUGCUCACUGUUAAUGACAUAAAGCAAUUCCCUUACGGAUUCAGUUUCAAGUGGUGUGUCUAAUAAGGUGUCUGUCCAAGCUGAUUCUAAAUGAGAACUUUAUGAACAUCCUCAUGGCAGUUGGAGAAACCAGGGUUGGUUGUAGUCGCUCCAUGCUUCUGAAAAUGAUUUGGACCCCCACCUUUCUAAAUUGCAGAUGAUAAGAGGUGACAUGGGUUGAACAGUCUGCAUGAGAUAAGGAGAUACGAGAGCACUCAGAAAUUCAUUUUUAUAGAUACCACUGCUUGCACCUCCAGAAUUUCUCUUGCAGCCUAAUUUCCUGUAUCAAAAGCCAAACAGGGAGCAGAGAAGGCUUCAUUACAAGUGUUUGUGUGUGUGUGUGUGUGUGUGUGUCAGAGAGAGAGAGAGAGAGAAGACAGAAGCUGGGAUAACUCAAUCAGUAGAUAAUCUCAGGGUCAUGGGUUCGAGCUCCAUGUUGGGCAAAAGAUUCCUGCAUUGCAGGGGGUUGGACUAGAUGGUCCUUGUGGUCCCUUCCAGCCCUACAAUUCUAUAAUUCUAUGAAAUGAGUGGAAGAGAGGGUGCAUGUAUGUGUGAGAGUUCCUUUUUUCAGCAGAAUGGCAAAUUAAAACUAGCAAUGUGACCAUCCCUACUCUAUUAGUCACGCCUUUUUAAGCUUUAAAAAGGGAAGCCAAUAUUUAAAAUCUUGCUCAUGCUAGCUGUGCUGUUAUCAAGGUCGUUUCUAUUUUCUAUAGACAACACUACAAGAGACGGGGGAAGAAUGUGCAAACACCCGCCCUGACAAUAAUAAUAAUCUCGUCCUCCCUUCCACUGAUGAGGCCACUCAAAAUUGCAGCUGGUGGAUAAUCAAGCAAACUUUGUUUUCCAUUUUGCCCCCUGAAACAUAUGAGAGCCCACCCACUUAAAGCCCUUUCCCACAGCUAAUUUCCUCCCUCUAGCACCACCAGAGAUGAAGACAGUGUGUUCUAGGUCUGAAACCUGACUAGCAUUGUAAAAUAUGGCGCCGUUUCGUGGAGGCCUUGCUGCCCAUCCAACAAGAUUGCCUCUCUUCCCAUCAAAGGCUCUCCCUCUCCCUCCCUCCCCAAACUGCAUGUGAGCUGGAGGAAUGGAGCCAAGCUUUUGCCUUGAACUACCUCCAGGGCUGUCUUGUAUGCCCAGGCCUCCAAGUUAUCUUUGUUGCCAUGGAGACCACCUUGAGCGCACAGUUGGGUUGUUACAAGCAGAAUCUUUGUUAAGAAGGGCCUCAAGGCCUUGGCUGUCUGCAGAAGGAUUAAAUGGAAACACACUAUCGCAUCCCUGUUUUCCUUUUUAGCCACAGGGAUAUGAAGCUCUUAAAAAAGAGAAACAAAAUUAUGGAAGACGGGAUUUGGGAUUCUCUCAGUGUAAUACGCCAUGUCAGUGUUAUGUUUACGCCAGCUGGAUUUUUCUCCCCCAUGGGAGAUAGCCCGAGAUAUCUGUUAAACCACUGGUCCAGUCCACGCCACAUGGUUGGUGCUGGUUUGGAUUCUUUGGGGUUUUUUGUUUUGGGAAGCUAAUGCCACAUUUAAAAGAUAGACAAAUGGCCCUCCGGUGUUCCCUGUGAGGAUGGAACUGACACCACGAGGACAUUUAUCCAUACAACAUUGUUGCUCAAAAUGGCAGGCUGGCGGGGCUGCUUGGGAGGAGGUUUGUUCACAAACACCCCAGCCUACUAUCUUAUUUAAUGGCGCUGUGUUUGAGGUAAAGUGAUAUGGAAGUUCUGUCUGUGGUGGUUUGGCUCACUGAUUCACACACAUGCAGAGUUGAUGCUCCAGUGCUCAAAUGAUAAAUAUUGACAUGUGUCAACCACGCCUUAAAGAGAAAAGAGUCUUAAGAGCUGUAGGUGAGGUUAUCUGUACCUUUUGUACUCUCUCUAUGCCCCUCCUCCAACCACACGCACAACAAAAUCCAAAGAGAACCAUUCAAAUUAGAGGUCUUUAAAACCUAAAGGUUCUGUUCUGUCCCUUCUUAUACAUUUAUUGUAUUUAUAACUGUAUUUUUAUUUAUGAAAUUAUGUAAGCUGCCUUGGGGGCCCAGUUUGGGGACUGAAC
Molecule: messenger RNA, 6177 nt
Organism: Zootoca vivipara (common lizard)
Lineage: Eukaryota; Metazoa; Chordata; Lepidosauria; Squamata; Lacertidae
Biological process (GO): regulation of transcription by RNA polymerase II
Cellular component (GO): nucleus
Molecular function (GO): DNA-binding transcription factor activity, RNA polymerase II-specific
Source: RefSeq, a predicted model, not a curated record